Messenger RNA from Dermatophagoides farinae (American house dust mite), 2380 nucleotides. Its product is annotated as beta-glucuronidase. NCBI's taxonomy places the organism in Eukaryota, Metazoa, Arthropoda, Arachnida, Sarcoptiformes, Pyroglyphidae. Gene Ontology annotation, molecular function: carbohydrate binding; beta-glucuronidase activity. Gene Ontology annotation, biological process: carbohydrate metabolic process. The record is from RefSeq and is a predicted model, not a curated record.
UGAUAAUGAAAUGGUUAGUGUAUAGAAAAUCCUAUGGAUUUAUAGAAAAAAAAAUCUUCUGAUUCACCAUCAAAAUAAAAAGGCCUGUGUUAAUCUGGAUUUUGUUCACUACUGCCAUUUGAUGAUUGAUUUGAUUUGAAUGUUUUUUUUUUUUUAAUUUAAUUUCUCCAAACAAUGUCUUUUCUUUACCAUGUAAUUUGUUGUUUAUUCACAAUAAUAAUUCAGCUACAAUUCUAUGAAACAAAUGAUUCAUUAGCAUUAUAUCCAUGGCCAACUGAAACACGACAAACAAUGUCAUUGGAUGGUGUUUGGACAUUUCGUAUAACUGAUUAUUCAUAUAAUAAUGAAUUAUAUGGUUUUCAACAUGAUUGGUUCAAUAAAUCAUUAGAUUUGAUUGAUGAUCAUUAUGAACGUAUGCCGGUACCAUCAAGUUUCAAUGAUAUAACAGAAAAUCGUGAUAUACGUGAUUUUGUUGGCUGGUCAUGGUAUGAUCGAAAAUUUUUUCUACCAAUAGAUUUUCAUUCAAAUAAAAUGGAUGUUAUAUUACGUUUUGGUUCAGUUAAUUAUAAGGCUGUUGUUUGGAUAAAUGGCCAACAUGUUAUGAAUCAUACUGGUGGACAUUUACCAUUCCAAACGGAUAUUACUGAUUAUCUUUACGAUGGUAAUCAUGUGAAUCAUAUUACAGUGGCUGUUAAUAAUGAAUUAAGUCAGAAUACAAUACCACAAGGAUCUUAUAAAGUGAAAUAUGAUUCACGUACAAUACCAAAUCAUAAAUUUAUUGAAUCAAAUUUUGGUUUUGAUUUCUAUAAUUAUGCUGGCAUUCAACGGUCGGUUUUGUUGUAUUUUGUACCAAAAAUUCGUAUUACUGAUCUUACUAUUAUUACCGAUAUUGAUGACAACGAUAAUCAUGUAGAUGGUAUUAUUCAUUUUAACGUAACGACAAAUGUCCAUGAUAAAUAUGUUGUUCAAAUCGAUGUAUUUGAUCGCCAUGGUCAAUUGAUGAAUAGUUCACGUGGACAAUCUGAAAGUACAUUAAUCAUAAAUGAUGCACAUUUAUGGUGGCCAUUUACAAUGCAUCCAGAACCUGGUUAUCUUUAUCGUAUGGCUAUAAGUUUAUAUCAUACAAACGAUAAAAUGAAUAAAUUAAUUGAUCGUUAUUAUCAAAAUAUCGGUAUUCGAACUGUUCAAGUGGAUAGUGAAAAUUUUCAAUUUCUUGUCAAUGGAAAACCAUUUUAUUUUCGUGGUUUUGGAAAACAUGAAGAAUAUGAUAUACGUGGCAGAAGUUUAGAUCAAGUUAUGAUUAUUAAAGAUUAUAAUCUUAUUAAAUGGAUUGGUGCAAAUUCUUUUCGUACAAGUCAUUAUCCAUAUUCUGAACAAUUAAUGGAUGAAGCUGAUAUUCAAGGUAUUGCUGUGAUUGAUGAAUGUCCAGCCGUUGGUUUGAAGUCAUUCAAUUCGAUUUUAUUGAAACAACAUUUAAUCACCAUACGUGAAAUGAUUGAAAGAGAUAAGAAUCGUCCAUCAGUAUUUAUGUGGUCUAUAGCCAAUGAAGCCAAAUCAUCAAUGAAAGAAUCAGAAAAUUAUUUCCAAAAAGUUGCUUCGCUUGCUCGUGAAUUGGAUGUAUCGAAUCGGCCAAUAACGGCAGCUGAUAAUCAAUAUAAUCAGGAUUAUUUACCACCAGUAUUAGAUGUUAUAAUGGUUAAUCGUUACUAUGGUUGGUAUAUUGAUAAUGGCUAUCCACAAGCAAUACAGACAAAUGUUGUAAAUGAUUUUGUGAAAAUUUGGCAAAAAUAUCAAAAACCUGUUAUGAUUUCUGAAUAUGGUGCCGAUACAAUCAGUGGUAUGCAUAUGGAACCAAGUUUUGUAUUUACUGAAGAUUAUCAAGCUGAAAUAAUGCUUGAAAAUCAUCAUGCAUUCGAUAUAUUACGUUCGAAAGGAUUCUUUAUCGGUGAACAUAUAUGGAAUUUUGCAGAUUUUAUGACACAACAAUCAACAACAAGAGUUGGUGGUAAUAAAAAAGGAAUAUUCACUCGUCAACGGCAACCAAAAUCAUCGGCAAGAUUAUUACGUUGUCGUUAUUGGUUGUUGGCCAAUGUUACCACCUAUCAUGAGGAACAUAGUCGUGGUUUUAGUUAUUGUCCAAAUGUUCAAUAUUGAAAUGAAAAAAAAAAUAAGUGAAAAAUCAUCAUCAUUAUCAUCAUUUAUUAUUUCAUUGAUCUAAGAAAGAAGAAUAAAAAAAAACUUAUGAAUAAAUAAAUAUGACAAACAAACAGAAGAAAAAAUUCAACACUUAUUGCAUUAAUGGUGACGAGAAUGAUAAAAUUCUUGACAAUUAACAAACAAUUAACUAAUUUAAAAAAAAAUGUUGAAACCUAAUUUAAAA